Molecule: messenger RNA, 552 nt
Organism: Recurvomyces mirabilis
Lineage: Eukaryota; Fungi; Ascomycota; Dothideomycetes; Mycosphaerellales; Teratosphaeriaceae
Exons: 2
Coding region: 1-552 (183 amino acids)
Source: RefSeq, a predicted model, not a curated record
AUGAACGAUAACGCCCUGCGCUCCUUCACAGUCGGGCUGGAUAUUCCAGGCUCACCGUGGGACGUUGCCACACGGAAUGACGUCCUGAACCCUCUACAAUCACUCGGGCCAUUGGAGAAGAUCACGGUGGAGAGUGAAGGUUCGGCCAUGCAGCACUGCUCGAACACCGCUUGGCCUGGCGUCUCGCCACUGUCUGGCACGAUUCCUCGCCUUCCUCACCCAAUCAUUGACGAGGCCCUUGCAUAUGCCGAUUUGGAAGGUGCAGCCUACGGAACGUACGUGCACGGAUGGCAUGUCUUCAGAGGCCGGCACAGAGUUUGCUUGGGAUACAGGGGCGCGGAUGCGGCGAAGAGGUCUCGCAUGAGGGCAUUGUUGUUGCGGGAGAGAGUCAAUCUCCUCAUGCAGGCGCGGGACAUCAUUGGCUUGCAGCGAUGCCUGGAUGAGCUGGAUGUCGUUGAGAUCCAGGACCGGGCUAAGGGUAAGGGCAAGGGCAAGAAAGUCCAGAAUUUGUUCAAGAAGUUCGAGGAGUGUCGCAAGGCGCGCAAAGGCUAG